This is a messenger RNA of Macrosiphum euphorbiae (potato aphid), 1299 nucleotides long. The record is from the annotation of a GenBank genome assembly. Lineage: Eukaryota; Metazoa; Arthropoda; Insecta; Hemiptera; Aphididae.
AUGUUGCGCGAGAUACACUCGUUUGGUGCUAUGGCGAGCAAUAACAAAUACUUAGUUAAUUCACAACCGUUUUCAACUGGAUUUAUAAAUUUUAUGAUGGGUAACUAUGAUGAAUCACCGGAGCUGCCGUUGUCACCUGAGCAAGUUACCCCACACCGAAACUCUGUACUAAUGAAAAAAUAUAUGGAAGAAAAAGAAAACCAGAAUGAGUUCUGGGACAAGAAUAUUGACAAAAAAUACAAAUUCAUGUCAAUAAUCGGACGAGGAACUUACGGUAUAGUGAGAAAAGCAUAUAAUAUACUUAAUCAAGAUAUAGUUGCUGUCAAAGAAAUUAUUUAUCUCAAUAGAACAGAAGGAUUUCCGAUCACUGCUUUAAGAGAAGUUCAAAUAUUACAAAAAUUAAGACAUGAAAAUAUCGUCAGAUUGAUUGAAAUUUGUUAUACUGAAGGGAAAAAAGCAAAUAAUUAUCGAACAACAUUUCAUUUGGUACUUGAAUUCUGUGAAUAUGAACUAGCUAGGUUACUUGGUAUUAAAAAUGCAAAAUUUGAAUUAUCCGAGAUUAAAGAACUUACUCGUCAAUUGCUCAAUGGUCUGUUCUACAUGCACACAAAUAAGAUUAUACACCGUGACAUGAAAACAUCAAAUAUAUUGGUUACAAAAGAAGGAAUUCUGAAAAUAGCAGACUUUGGUCUAUCCCGUUCAUUUACUAUACCGACAAAAGAUAAGCCCAAUAAAUUUACUAAUUGUGUAGUAACACUCUGGUAUCGCGCUCCUGAGUUGCUGCUUGGUGAACGUAAUUACGGACCGGCUAUAGAUAUUUGGGGAGCUGGCUGCAUUAUUGCUGAAUUGUUUACUUAUUAUCCAAUAAUGAGGGGUACUUCGGAGGCACAUCAAUUAAAAUGUAUAUCAUUUAUACGUGGGAAAAUAACCCCAGAAGUUUGGCCGAAGGUUGUGAACUACGAUUUAUAUAAAAAUAUGGAACUACCAAAAAAUAAUGAUGGAAGGGAAUGGAAGAUCGUUACGGAUCGUAUUUCGGACGUGCAAGCAUGCGAUCUUCUUGAAAAAUUACUUUAUCUAGAUCCGGAAAAGAGAUGUGAUGCCAACACAGCUUUAGACCAUGACUUUUUCUGGACAGAUCCCAUGCCAACUAAAGUCAAAAUGUCAAAAUUUCUAACAUCCAAUUAUGAGUGCAGUAUCACUCAACGUGUUCACAAAAAUCGACCAAUCGUCAAACAGGCAGCCCAAAAAUCUAUAAACAAUGGUGUUUCAACCACGGGCUAUCCAGAUCGUAUUUUCUAA